GCCUCAAUUAAUUUUCUCCAUAUAGCAGCAAUGGCCGAGGAGCCAAGUGGACUGAGUCGUUGUGUUGUGAACAAAUUAAUUAAAGAAAUACGAGAUCAGAAGUAUGAUGAGAAGGCAAACAAGGUGACAAUUAAGGUGGUGAGCUGCUCGCCGGAGAAGAUCAGGGACAAGUUAUGCCGCAAGGGUUGUGGAUGCAUCAAGAGCAUUGAGAUCCCGCCGCCGCCUCCACCUCCUGAGAAGCCUCCGCAGAAGCCUCCUCCUCCGCCUCCGGAAACGCAUGUGAAUGUAUCUGUAGAUCUGCAAGUCCUAUGCGUUCUGUGUUAUGGGAGAUCCGUUUGGGACAGCUGGUGCGGUUGUGGAGAAACUCAACCAGGCUGCUCAAUCAUGUAAAUACUAAUAAUAAGACUGUGUUUGGUAUCCAGCCAAGUUAAAUCCAAUAAUAAGUAACUGUUGUUUUA
Messenger RNA from Rubroshorea leprosula, 458 nucleotides. The record is from the annotation of a GenBank genome assembly. NCBI's taxonomy places the organism in Eukaryota, Viridiplantae, Streptophyta, Magnoliopsida, Malvales, Dipterocarpaceae.